Messenger RNA from Jatropha curcas, 1554 nucleotides. The record is from RefSeq and is a predicted model, not a curated record. NCBI's taxonomy places the organism in Eukaryota, Viridiplantae, Streptophyta, Magnoliopsida, Malpighiales, Euphorbiaceae.
CUUUUUUGUUCAUUAGUUUCCUGAGAAAUGGAUGAGUUAGUUGGUAGGGUGGGUGGUAGAUUCAAAAUAUCCUUGACAGAUUCUACAAUGAUGCGAAUUGUGCAUUCUGCAAUGGAUAAAGCACAUGAAAGAGCCCAAUCUAAGGAAGGUGUUAUAGAGCGACUGACUGAAAUAUCCAAGUUCUAUGAGUUGGCAGUUAUGCAGUUGGAGGGGUGUUUGAGUUUUGUUCAAGAAGAAGCAGAUAGUAGUUCUGAAAUCAGCAAUGAAGAGGUAUUAUGGGACUUGACAGACAUUAGAGAUCGUCUUAUAGGACGUCUCAAGGAGUUGGAGCUGGCCAUUGCAGAAAAGGAUAGAGAGUUAACCAAGAGAAUAGAAAAUGAGUUGAAGUUUAGACAAGCAUUGGAAAUGAAAGAAAGAGACCUGGAUUCUUUAUGCGCCAAGAUCAAGCUUGAGCCGACCAAAAUAGAAAGUGUUGAGGCGCUUAGUCUUGGCAAUAAGGGAGUUGGUGAUGAACUUAUUCUUGGGAAUCGGGUAGCAGAUGAGGAGUUCUCUGGGUUGAAAAAUUCGCUGGAUCGGCAGGUGUGGAAUAUCAAACAUAAACUAGAACCUGAAGAUAGGAGGAGAAAUAGGAGUUUUGAUAGUAUAAAGAUUGAGCAGAUGGGUUCUGAACCUGAAGAUAGGAGGAGAAAUAGGAGUUUUGAUAGUAUAAAGAUUGAGCAGAUGGGUUCUGACAUAGACAUCUUGAAAGAAACUAUGGAUAUUGCUUUUGGAAAGAUGCAGAAUUCUAUGUUCUUCUCUGAUAUGGAACCCAUAGAGCAGCAAUGGAGAUCGACAAUUGAGAAAGAUGCAUUAGGUAUUUUGAUCAAUGGUUUUGUGAGGGAUAUUCAGGAGAAUUUCAACGUAAAAGUUAGAGGGAGAGAAAAACAAGUUUCUUUUGGACUGAGUGAGCAUCUGUCGGAUUUGAUGAAAGAGAUUAAGUGCUUGAAUGAUGAUCUAGAAGCUCUUUGCUUAUCCCAAAGCAAUCAUGAGGGUAAGAUUUAUCUGGGGCCAAGAGAAAGGUCUUUAUCAGAAGAAGAUAUUCAUGGUAAACCUCAAAAUUCCACCUUAAGGGUUGAGAAAGUAUACCAACAGAAGGAGGUUGAAGAAGAGAAUACAGAAGAUGAUGCUGUUACCUUUGUUGCUAAAAUGAUAAAGAAUCAUGAGUCCUUUAUCAAGAAAAAAUCCAGAGAGGCGCAGAAGAUAAAGCGGGAAAAUACUGGAGAAAAAGGUUGUUCAUCCCCCAAGAGAGAAGAGGAUCUUAUUAAACCUAGAAGAAAGAUCCAAGAUGUUAUUAUAAGAAUGGAAAAUUUAAUUAACUGGAAUGCAAAACUUGGUGAAAGUUUUGGUGAGUAUGAAGGUACUGACCAUGAAAAAAGUUACUUCACACGACAGGAGAAAUCUCAUUACUUCACACGACAAGGAGAAAAAUCUCAAAUUGGGACCCAUUCGAAAGAUGGGCGCCAGGAAGAAAAGUCUGGAAGAACAAUUUCAAUUAGUUCCAAUGCUGUUGAAUGA